Messenger RNA from Ophidiomyces ophidiicola, 600 nucleotides. RefSeq lists its product as uncharacterized. Gene Ontology annotation, molecular function: lysozyme activity. Gene Ontology annotation, biological process: peptidoglycan catabolic process; cell wall macromolecule catabolic process. The transcript is spliced from 2 exons. The coding region runs from base 1 to 600 and encodes 199 amino acids. The record is from RefSeq and is a predicted model, not a curated record. Lineage: Eukaryota; Fungi; Ascomycota; Eurotiomycetes; Onygenales; Onygenaceae.
AUGCGUUACUCCACCAUUAUCACUGCCGCCCUUUUCCUCUUCUCUUCGGGCUUAGCUGCUCCCACGACAGAAGCUCGGGCUUCUGAUCUCGAAGCCCGCGCCUGUAUCGGUCCAGAUGUAAACGCUGCAACAAUCAGCUUGAUUAAAGAAUUCGAAGGUUUUGUUCCCAGACCUGCCCCAGAUCCAAUCGGUUUGCCGACUGUCGGCUAUGGACAUCUUUGCAAAAGCAAGGGAUGCAGUGAAGUCCCAUACCCAUUUCCCCUAACGCAAGACACCGCCACAAGCCUGUUGAAAUCCGACCUGAAAGAGUUCCAACAAACUAUCACACUUUCAACUAAGACCCUCGUGGUCCUCAACGCCAACCAAUACGGUGCCCUUGUCUCCUGGUCCUUCAACGUUGGCAGUGCCGCUGCAAAGUCAUCUACCCUCAUCCAGAGGUUAAAUGCUGGACAGGCCCCUAACACUGUCAUCUCCGAGGAGUUGCCCAAGUGGAACAAGGCCGGUGGCCAGGUGCUUCCAGGUCUUGUUCGCAGACGAAAUGCGGAGGUUAAUCUGGCCAAAACCCCAACAAACGUUAAGGCCUUGCCUGUUGGAUGUUGA